This is a messenger RNA of Oncorhynchus masou masou (cherry salmon), 1212 nucleotides long. RefSeq names its product purpurin-like. NCBI's taxonomy places the organism in Eukaryota, Metazoa, Chordata, Actinopteri, Salmoniformes, Salmonidae. The coding region runs from base 315 to 905 and encodes 196 amino acids. Gene Ontology annotation, molecular function: retinol transmembrane transporter activity; retinoid binding. The transcript has 6 exons. The record is from RefSeq and is a predicted model, not a curated record.
GUGUAAACAGUACUUUGGCUUGGCUGAGGUGAACUAAUUCCCUAGACAUGUGCUUUCUAUGAGUUUAGACUAUUAUACACCACUGAUACAAUUACAUAAAGCCAUUUCAGUGCUGCAUGGGAAAAUUCAACGGCUUACAGGAUUUAGUUAACUGGAUUAGUGCUAGAUUUAGGACCAGAAUGUGAAAAUAAUCAGUGAGCUCGUCUGUUCCUUGGGUAUAUAAGGAUCCUAGACAGAAGACAAACACAGUCGAAGAGAAACACAUACCUACAACUUCAUUGAAACUUCACCACUUGCUUUGUUCCAUUACAGAAAUGAAUUUCCAUAUGCUCGCCCUGGUGGUCGUGCUCCUGGUGGGUCUGGAGCAGAGCUGGGCUGCUUCCUGUGUGGUGGACAGCUUCACAGUCAAGGAGGACUUUGACCCCAAGAGAUACGCAGGGAAGUGGUAUGCUCUGCAGAAGAAGGACCCUGAGGGUCUGUUCCUCCAGGACAACAUCUCAGCGGAGUACACCAUCGGUGACGACGGCUCCAUGGUCGCCUCCUCCAAGGGCCGUGUCACACUGUUCGGAUUCUGGGUUGUGUGCGCUGACAUGGCUGCCCAGUACACUGUGCCUGACUCUGCCAACCCUGGAAAGAUGUUCAUGAACUACCAGGGCCUGGCCAGCUAUCUGUCCAGCGGAGGUGACAACUAUUGGGUGAUUGACACCGACUAUGAAAACUACGCCAUCACCUAUGCCUGCCGUACCCUAAAGGACGAUGGAAGCUGUGAGGAUGGUUACUCCCUUAUCUUCUCUCGUAACCCCCGUGGCCUGCCCCCAACCAUCCAGAGGAGCAUUCGCGCCAAGCAAGAGGAGAUCUGCAUGGCCGGACAGUUUGAGCCUGUGCUGCAGUCUGGAGCUUGCUAAACGUCUACCACAAAGGAACUUGUGCUGCCAAAGGAUCCCUACUGGCUUGGACAGAGACACCUACUGACGACUGAAGAGGGAAAUUGCAUACAAAUGAUUUUUUUAUGAAAGUAAUUCUAUGCCCCCUUAAAUAAAAGGGCGUGACACCUGCACCAACCCAAUCACUUCAAUUGAUUUAGAAAAAUGUACUGAAUGUGGUGUACUGUACAUCACAUAAUUACCUAAAUCAAUAUUAACACCACAGUGUUGUUUCACUCAUUCACUUUUCAUCAGUUUGUGUUGGCGACAAUAAAACAUUUGAAGGUAA